Molecule: messenger RNA, 2871 nt
Organism: Sceloporus undulatus (fence lizard)
Lineage: Eukaryota; Metazoa; Chordata; Lepidosauria; Squamata; Phrynosomatidae
Gene: GPR27
Product: G protein-coupled receptor 27
Exons: 1
Coding region: 826-1962 (378 amino acids)
Biological process (GO): G protein-coupled receptor signaling pathway
Cellular component (GO): plasma membrane
Molecular function (GO): G protein-coupled receptor activity
Source: RefSeq, a predicted model, not a curated record
GAAGAGGAGGAGGAGGGUCCCCAGUUCCCCUGCUUCCCUUGUCUGGAGGAAGAGGAGGAGGAGGAGGGGGAUGGGGAAGAAGAAGAGGCGAUGGAGAGGCAGCAGGGAUGCUGAGCGUGAGAGGAGCCAGCGGGGGAGCCUGGGCAGGCGCUGCUGAAGGAGAGCUUUCCCUGUUUCCUCUCUCUGCCUGCCUUCUCUGCUGCCUUGUGGCUGGAGAAAGACUGAAGAAGGCCCUCCGAAGAGGAGGAGGCAUGGAGGGGACCCAAGGGAAGGGGCCAGCCAGGGGCUGCUGAAGGAGGAGGCUCCCGGCCUUCCUGGUGCCUGGAGGUGGGUCAACCAAGAGGAGGAGGAGGAGGCCCAGAGGAAGGCCAAGGAGGAGGAGAUGGGGAUGCUCCAGCUUGAAAGGAACAGGCGCUACUGAAAGAGAAGGGUCCCGGUCUACCGGCUUCCCUUGUCUGCUCCUGGAAGAGGAGGAGGAGGAGGGACAUGGAUGCUCCAGCUUGAAAGGACUAGGGGGCGGUGGAGCGGUCUUCCCGUAUCCCUUGCCUGGUGUCUGGAAGGCAAGGAGGAGGAAGGGAGACUGAGGAAGAGGCGGAGGAGAGCCAGGAGGAGAUGCAGAUGGAGAUGCUCCAGCUUGAGGGGACCAGGCUGAGGAGGACUGUCAGGAGUUGCUGAAGGAAAGAGGUCCCAGUCUACCCGCUUCUCCAUCAGGUCAUCCAGGAGGAGGAGGAGGAGGAGAUGCCAUAGCUCCAAGGGAGCAGGCGGUGCUGAGGGAGGGGGUCCCUAGUCUCCCUGGCACCUGCAGUCCUGCCUCCUUGGGGCCCCAUGGCCAAUGCCAGCCGUGUCCCCCCGCUGCCCAGCCCAGGGGGCCUCCUCCUCAGUACCUCAGGCCUGAAGCUGACCACACUGGGCCUGAUCCUGAUCCUGAGCCUGGCGGGCAACCUCCUCUUUGCCUGGCUGAUCCUGAAGGAGCGGCACCUGCGCCGGGCCCCCUACUACCUCCUCCUGGACCUCUGCCUGGCUGAUGGGCUCCGCUCCCUGGCCUGCUUCCCUUUCGUCAUGCUCUCAGUGCACAGUGGGGGGCGUUCCUGGCCCCACGGCCCCCUGGGCUGCAAGGUCCUGGCCUUCCUAGCCGUCCUCUUUUGCUUCCAUGCCGCCUUCCUCCUCUUCUGUGUGGGGGUCACCCGGUACAUGGCCAUCGCCCACCACCGCUUCUACGCCAAGCGCAUGACGGGCUGGACCUGCCUGGCAGUGGUCUGCAUGGUCUGGACCCUCUCCAUGGCCAUGGCCUUCCCGCCGGUCUUUGACGUGGGCACCUACAAGUUCAUCCAGGAGGAGGAGCAGUGCAUCUUUGAGCACCGCUACGUCAAGGCCAACGAUACUCUGGGCUUCAUGCUCAUGCUCGCUGCCAUCAUCGCCGCCACUCAUCUGGUCUACAUCAAACUCCUCUUCUUCAUCCACAGCCACCGCAAAAUGAAGCCUGCUCAGUUGGUACCGGCCAUUAGCCAGAAUUGGACUUUCCAUGGACCAGGGGCUACUGGGCAGGCGGCUGCUAACUGGACAGCUGGCUUUGGCCGUGGUCCCACCCCUCCAACUUUGGUGGGCAUCCGACAGAACGCCACCCAUAGUCAGAUCAAGAGGCUGCUGGUCCUGGAGGAGUUCAAAAUGGAGAAGAGGAUCUGCAAGAUGUUCUACAUGAUCACCCUGCUGUUCCUGCUCCUCUGGUCUCCUUACAUUGUGGCCUGUUACUUGCGUGUCUUCAUCAAGGCCAGCGCUAUCCCCCAAGUCUACUUGACCACUUCAGUCUGGAUGACCUUUGCCCAGGCAGGGGUCAACCCCAUCCUGUGCUUCAUUUUCAACAGGGAGCUCAGAGUCUGUUUCAGAGCUCACUUUCUCUGCUGCCAAAGCAUGCAGAACACCCAAGGCACCAUUCUCUGUGAUCUGAAGAAUUUGGGGAUGUAGCUUUUCUUCUUAUGUACAAGAACAAUCUACUAAUCGCUGUGCUUUUCUUUUACGUAAAUAUGCACUUGCCAGAUGGUUAUCUUAAGGAGAUACCUCGGCCUCCUACCACCCUUCAGUUUUAAGAGGGUAUUUAUUUAUUUAUGUGUUAUGGGAUUUUUGUGCAGCAGGGGGUGGGGGAGGGCAGGCUGCAGAAAUAUGGAAUAACAGAGGGCUCCAGAUUGCUUGGAUGCUUUUAACAUUUCUACAUCUGAUUCUGAUAUGGAUAAAAAGGCCAUAAUGUUGUGUUCAGAUUUGUUUUUUGGGCUUUUUUUUAAAAAAAAACUUGCCAGUUUUGAUAAAGGCUGAACAGUUUUAUUCAUGAUGUGCAAUUUGAUAAAUAGCCAAGACAAAAUUUUAUACUAAAGUUAUUUUUGAUGGCCUCAGUCUGUUGUAUUACAGUGUUUGUUUUUAAAGGGUAAUGAAGAAGGAGAAACUGGUUUAGAUGUCGGUUCUCGGUGAGGACCUUUGGAAUUAUUAUUAUUAUUAUUUUGUAAGCAGAAACUUUGUUAACUUUGCCUAAACUAGAAACACAGGAUGCAGUCCUAACCUACAUCCUAAUUGUCUUCUCAAAUUAUCAGGUCAUUUUCUAUUGACCUAAAAAGAACUAGAUUCACUUGCUCCAAUGUUGAACUGAGUGAUAUUUUUUGUGUUUCACUUUUUCUUUGAUAUACUUUUCAGAAUCCUUUGAAAAAAUGAUGAUUUUUAAAAGCAAGAGGAUCACAUAUCAACUUUAAGAAUGGUCAAUGCCAGGUUUUUAAACUAUACUGACUUUCAUACUUUAAUGUCUUUUUAAAAUGUUAUCUACAAACCAGAUAAUGUGUGUACAUUUUGACUGUUUUAAUAAAAUCAUUGUCCAGUUUUUGUACAUGG